Molecule: messenger RNA, 753 nt
Organism: Dictyostelium discoideum AX4
Lineage: Eukaryota; Evosea; Eumycetozoa; Dictyosteliales; Dictyosteliaceae
Gene: etfb
Product: electron transfer flavoprotein beta subunit
Exons: 3
Coding region: 1-753 (250 amino acids)
Biological process (GO): carboxylic acid catabolic process
Cellular component (GO): mitochondrial matrix
Molecular function (GO): electron transfer activity
Source: RefSeq, a predicted model, not a curated record
AUGUCAUUAAAAAUUUUAGUACCAAUUAAACGUGUUGUUGAUUAUGCAGUAAAGAUUAGAGUAAAAGGUGAUAAAUCAGGUGUUGAAACAGCAAAUGUAAAGAUGAGUAUGAACCCAUUCGAUGAGAUUGCAGUUGAAGAAGCAAUCAGAAUUAAAGAGAAAAAUUUAGCAAAAGAGAUCAUUGCAGUUUCAAUGGGACCAAAAACAUCACAAGAAACAAUUAGAACUGCAAUUGCAAUGGGUGCAGAUAAAGGUAUUCACGUUGAAACCACUGCUGAAUUACAACCAUUAAGUGUUGCAAAAUUAUUAAAAGAAUUAGUUGAUAAAGAGAAACCAAAUUUAAUCAUUCUUGGUAAACAAGCAAUUGAUGAUGAUUGUAAUCAAACUGCUCAAAUGUUAGCUGGUUUAUUAAAUUGGCCACAAGCAACAUUUGCAUCAAAGGUUGAUAUUAAAGAUGAUAGUGUACAUGUUACUCGUGAAAUUGAUGGUGGUUUAGAAACACUUUCAAUGAAAUUACCAGCUAUAAUUUCAUGUGACCUUAGAUUAAAUGAACCAAGAUAUGCAAAAUUACAAAAUAUUAUGAAAUCUAAAAAAGCAGAAUUAAAAGUUGAAACACCAGAAAGCCUUAAUGUCGAUACUAAUUGCAAUCUUAAAAUUAUUUCAGUUGAAGAACCACCAAAGAGAUCAGGUGGUGUAAAAGUUGAAAGCGUUGAAAAUGUUGUUGAAGCACUUAAAAAGCAUGCUUUAAUUUAA